GCAUUGUUUAAACUGUUCGCCCCUAUCGCGUUGCAGCUCAGUUCAAAUCAUCUUUUGCUCCCAACCAGUCGACAAUUAACACGCGCCCAUCCGAAAUGGCUGAUCUACUUCAGGGUCAAAGUGCUGUGAUUACCGGUGGUGCUAGAGGAAUUGGCUUUGGCAUAGCCGAGGAACUGCUCAGAAGUGGAGUUUCGAAAGUUCUUAUUUUGGAUCUUGGCGAACAUCUGGAAGAGACGAAGAAAAUGGAUCUGAUGACUUUCAAUCCGAAAGCGAGAGUAUUCUACAGUCAGUGCGAUAUUACCGACAAGCAACAGCUGGAGAAGGUCCUUCGAAAGGAUGCUGUUCAGUGGCUGGGAUCGAUCGAUAUUGUUGUGAAUUGUGCGGGAGUUAUCGAUGAGUGUAAUCCAGAAAGAUGUAUUGGAACAAAUUUGACGGCUCUGAUAAAUUGCUCCAUGAUAGCACUGGAUCUAAUGACUAAGGAAAAGCAAGGUCGUGGAGGAACCAUCGUAAACAUAUCGUCGGUGGCCGGUUUACAAGGCGUGCCGUGCUUGGCAGUUUACUGCGCUUCUAAAAGCGGUGUAAUCGGAUUCACACGCUCUGUCGGGGUAGAGCCGGUGUUCCAGCUGACAGGAGUCAAAAUGGUGGCAAUAUGUCCGGGGGCCACCGAAACGGGCAUGUAUCAUGAUUCGACGGAAAUAGAAUGCUCUUUCCCCACUCUGAAAACGAUCAUUGACCAAAUGGUACAAACAAUGCCUCUUCAAAAGCCAACGGCCGUAGGGAAAGCCGUAGUUAAAACAAUAACCGAAGGAAAAACGGGAUCAAUCGCCAGUCAAGAGGAAAACAACACUUGCUGUAUCAUAUCAGUAGAUACAAACAUGACUCUCGAAGGCAAGGCGGCCGUUGUAAUUGGUGGUGCCGGUGGAAUUGGUAUAGAAAUUUGUAAAAAAAUACUUUCGAGUGGACUUGCUAAACUAGCUAUUCUGGAUGUAAAAGAACUUCCAAUUGAAACCAUCAGGGAUCAAAUUGCAGCUUGCAAUACAACGGCGCAGAUUGUAUCGAUGAAGUGUGACAUCACAAAUAAAUCGAACCUGGACGAUGCGAUCCGUGGCCGAGUGCUGGCACAGUUUGGUUACAUUGAUUUGCUCGUCAAUUCGGCCGGUACAGUGGACGAGCGCGAUCCGGAAAGGUUGCUUGCGAUCAAUGUGACAGGUGUUGUAAAUAGCUCAUUGAUGGCAUUGGAGCUGAUGUCUAAGGAAUACCCCGGUGGUAGAGGUGGUACGAUAGUGAACAUAUCUUCCAUUGCCGGGUUGGAACCAACGCCGUUCCUGUGCGUAUACUCGGCUUCCAAGUUUGCCGUGACCGGUUUCACUAGAAGCAUAUCUAACGAUCUGAUCUAUAAUCGAACGGGUGUGAAGUGCAUAACCAUUUGUCCAGGAAUAACGGAUACCACUCUGCUAUCAAAGUUCUUCGCAGGACAAGAUUUACUGUUUCCUUGGAUGAGCAGCGUGGCCAGUUCUGUUAAGAAUAACUAUCCAUCACAGAGCCCAAGCGAUGUUGGUGAUUGUAUCGCAAAAGCCGUUUUGGAUGGAGAAAAUGGAUCCGUGUGGAUUGUCAAUGGGGGCUCGAGCUACAAAAUGGAGAUUCCGGCAAAUCAAUUUGUCAAGCAAAGUUCAACCAAUUGAUCGGAAUGUUUUUUU
This is a messenger RNA of Aedes albopictus (Asian tiger mosquito), 1697 nucleotides long. RefSeq lists its product as uncharacterized. Gene Ontology annotation, molecular function: oxidoreductase activity, acting on the CH-OH group of donors, NAD or NADP as acceptor. The transcript has 10 exons. The record is from RefSeq and is a predicted model, not a curated record. NCBI's taxonomy places the organism in Eukaryota, Metazoa, Arthropoda, Insecta, Diptera, Culicidae. Gene Ontology annotation, cellular component: cytoplasm. Bases 96 to 1682 code for a protein of 528 amino acids.